This is a messenger RNA of Staurois parvus, 285 nucleotides long. NCBI's taxonomy places the organism in Eukaryota, Metazoa, Chordata, Amphibia, Anura, Ranidae. The record is from the annotation of a GenBank genome assembly.
UUUGCAUGGCUGUGUAUAGCAUAGCUAUGCAAAGCAGUGUGCUUACAGUGAAGCACUAACACAGCACACCGUUAUAGAUGGCACACAGCACAGGUAACCCUUUCAUCUCCCCACAUGUUAACCCCUUCCUGCCCAAUGCCAUUAGUAAAGUGUCAGUGCUUUUUAUUAGCACUGAUCAUUGUAUUGGUGUCACUGGGGAUGUCAGUGACACCAAGUCAGUUCCCCCCAGUGUCGCAAAUCCCGCAGUCCCGCUAUAAGUCACUGAUUACCCAUUACUAGUAAAAA